Corythoichthys intestinalis (scribbled pipefish) is the source of this 6191-nucleotide messenger RNA. RefSeq names its product aryl hydrocarbon receptor nuclear translocator (gene arnt). Gene Ontology annotation, biological process: regulation of transcription by RNA polymerase II. The record is from RefSeq and is a predicted model, not a curated record. The transcript is spliced from 22 exons. Lineage: Eukaryota; Metazoa; Chordata; Actinopteri; Syngnathiformes; Syngnathidae. Gene Ontology annotation, cellular component: nucleus; cytoplasm; transcription regulator complex. Bases 316 to 2712 code for a protein of 798 amino acids. Gene Ontology annotation, molecular function: RNA polymerase II cis-regulatory region sequence-specific DNA binding; DNA-binding transcription factor activity, RNA polymerase II-specific; protein dimerization activity.
GGGAGGAGCGAAAACAAAACACAGUGCUCUAGCUCGCUAAACUAGGAGCGCCAUUUUAAAACCAGAAGGGUGUUUAAACCCGACCCGAAUCUGGAAAACAGGUCAAGUCGAGUUGCGGCGAUUGUUUUUUCCUCCCAUCUUACAAACCUCGGAUGGGUUCUGAUAAGCGCGCUAGUCAUGGCUCGGAGUUAUACACCACACUGAAGACGCACGAGUGAGGACUUCACCGCGGCGCUAGUUAGCUUCUAGCUGAGUGGGUCUGGGGGAGGAGCGGGGAUUUUGGGUACAUUUUUUCCCCCCCGAACUAGUUUGUUUAUGUUGUUCCACACGGACAUGUCAUCUUCAAACCAAGAUUUAGCAGACCCAGAUUUGGGUUUGGGGGCAAGCGGAGCCCAAGCAAGUAGUGGGGCUGUUGUGCCAAAAGGGAACAACAAGAGACGAGCACCUGAUUUUGACGAUGACGAAGGAAACAAGUUGUUCAGGUGUGACGAUGACACAGGAGGCUCCAAUGACAAAGAGCGCUUCGCUAGGUUUUUGGAAGAGGAUCAAAGUUUUGCAGAUAAGGAAAAGCUCGCCAGGGAGAACCACAGCGAGAUAGAGCGGCGGAGGCGGAACAAGAUGACGGCCUACAUCACGGAGCUGUCGGACAUGGUGCCCACGUGCAGCGCGUUGGCACGGAAGCCUGACAAGCUCACUAUCUUGCGAAUGGCAGUGUCCCACAUGAAGUCACUGAGAGGGAGUGGCAACAGCAACCCAGACGGCUCUUACAAACCAUCCUUUCUCACCGACCAGGAGCUGAAGCACCUCAUCCUGGAGGCCGCCGACGGCUUUCUCUUCGUAGUGUCGUGUGAGACCGGUCGAAUUGUUUAUGUCUCGGACUCGUUAACGCCUGUCCUCAACCAAUCACAGUCCGACUGGCUGGGCUCGUCACUCUACGACCAGCUUCAUCCCGAUGAUACGGAGAAGCUGAGGGAGCAGCUGUCUACGGCGGAGAAUAACAACGCAGGACGGAUGUUGGACUUAAAAACAGGAACUGUGAAAAAGGAGAGCCAGCAGUCCUCCGCCAGGAUGACAAUGGGAGCCCGGCGGUCAUUCAUUUGCCGAAUGAGGUGUGGCACGUGUCCAGUGGAACCAAUGUCCAUGAACAGACUAAACUUCCUAAGAAAUAGAAACAGGAAUGGUCUGGGUGCAGCAAAGGACGGCGAGCCUCAGUAUGUGGUGGUCCACUGUACAGGAUACAUUAAGUCCUGGCCGCCUGCGGGUGUGUCCUUAUCAGACAGUGAAGCAGACAACACUCAAGGAAGUCGCUAUUGUCUCGUUGCCAUUGGCAGAUUACAGGUGACCUGCUGCCCAGGCGAUACAGACGUCAACAGUAUCAGUGUUCCAGUAGAGUUCAUUUCGCGCCAUAACUGCCAAGGCAUAUUCACAUUUGUUGACCACCGCUGCGUGGCGGCCGUUAACUACCAGCCACAGGAACUGUUGGGGAAGAAUAUUCUAGAACUUGCCCAUCCAGAGGACCAGGGUUUGCUCCGGGACAGCUUUCAACAGGUGAUGAAGCUGAAGGGUCAAGUGCUCUCGGUCAUGUUCAGAUUUCGCUCCAAAUCGAGAGACUGGAUUUGGAUGAGAACCAGCUCCUUCACCUUCCAGAACCCAUUUUCUGAGGAGAUUGAAUAUGUUAUCUGCACGAAUGUCAAUGUCAAAAACACGACUCAGGACCCCCUCAGUCCUAUCCGUUCUCCAGGGGGUUUGCGGCCCCCCUCUCUGGGUCAGAGCGGCUCAAAUGGCCCCCCUGCAGUUCUUAGCCCAGGGCAAGUAGCUACCAGGGCUGUAGGCGGUUUCAGAAGGCAAUUGCAACAGCAACAGCAAGCUGAGCUGGAGGGGGGCAGCGCGAGAGAAAGCCUAUAUGAGGCUGGUCCCAUCACACUCUCACAGCCUCAGAUGCCAGUGCAGCCAGUGACGGCAACCGGGCCGGAGCACAGCAAGAGCAUGGACAAGCAAGAUCUGUAUCCCUCCCUUUUCCAAGGCCCCAGUCAGACAAAAGGCAUGGCCGCCACCUCAACACCAGCAGCCCAAAUAUACCCCGCUGUCAACAACUUUAACGCCGGUCGCCCCACAGAUGCAUACAACAGGCCGGCCAGUAUGGCGCCACAGAUGGCACAGCCAGCCCACUCGGCAGGGCAAAUCCUGGCCCAGAUGUCCCGUAACAAUGGCGCCCAGCAGCCUGUUACUCCCUCUAGCACUAGCAGUCCUCUGCACGGAGGACCUGCAGGAGGAUGGCCUGGUCCCGGAGCAGGCGCCGGAACGCAAUUCAAUAAUCAGCAAGUGGCUCCCCAAGCAGCAAAGACCAUGUCCCCACCAUUUGCUUCCAUGGGUGGAUUUGGAGGCGGUUCUUCCAGUUCUUUUGGCCAAAUGCCCACAGGUGCGGCCCCGAGCCAGACCAGCGGUGCUAACUACCCACAAAUCAAUGCGCGCGCCAACAUCAACACAAACAGUUAUGAUGGUUCUCAAUCGCAGUUCCCAUCCCGAGCAACGGAGGCAGUAUGGCCUCAGUGGCAGGGCCAGCAGCACUCACAGAGCAAUGCAGAGCAGCACCCUCAUGCGCAAGGCAAUCAGCAAGACAUGUUUACUGACGUGUUGUCCAUGCUGGACCAGCCCGCCAACUUCAACAGCGAAGAUUUUGAUAUUCCCAUGUACUCCUCAUUUAAUGAGUGACUGCAACUCUAUAGUACACCCCACCUUGACCUGACUUCCCCCCGCUUUGCUACUUUUCACUCUGAGAGCAGCUGUUUUUGCCUUUUUGCUCUGCUCCCAUCUCACUGCUCAACAAGGAGCCACGGACAAUCCUGAGUGCAGGUAAGGGAACGAAGAAAAGAGAAAUCAACGGAGGGCAGCCAUUUUUUCCUACCAAAAAACAUGGGGAAUUGAAUAGAUGAUGUACAGUGAUCCCUCGCUUAUCGCUGUUAAUGGAGACCAGGACUCCUCGCGAAAGGUGGAAAACCGCAAAGUAAGAUUUGUAUCGACCCCACCCGACCGAUGUACUGUCUACAGCAUGUACAUGUAUGUGUAUAUAGUAUCAAUAAAUACCUAACAUUUAAGAACAUUUAAAAACAACAUAAGAUGUGAAUUGAAUGAAUACUGUACUGCAUAUUUACUUCGGCGGAGUUGGGGUUCGUCUCGACUAGCUGAAGCUUCUGCAGGAGACUAAUGAAGGUUUCCGACGGACGAGGAACAUUAUGAUGGGGAGUUGAUGAGAUUUUUUUUUUCGUUCGAGCCAAGGUGCUCUUGUAUCACGCCAAAAAGGUUACUGAACUCGACAGCUCUGACCAUGUUGUCGUCCAUUUCUUGGGCCUUUUGUUGAACAGCCCGUACCCUGUUGCACAGCUUUUGCAGGUUACAGCCAAGAUAGAGCCACUGGUAUCGAUUUCUUUGUCGUUCCCUUCUGCUCGGAAUUGUGAUCCAUAACGCAAUAUUCAUUUUCACAGUUGUCUGGUUCUGCGGCGUCACAACACGCAUCGGAUUAAAAAUAUCAAAGCCGUUUUGCGGAUCUUUCUUCAUUGUGUAGCGUACUGUCUACUCGCUCAAACCGUAAUGGUGUGCCAUAGACUUCACUAUCAGUUGACGAGACAGCUCCAACAGUCAUUGCGCCACGGCUUCCCCAGGCAGAGCGUUGUAGCAGCUUUCACUGCGAUAAACUCAAACACGCUGCGUUCUAAAGCCGAAUUUAGGUGGAAACAAGACUGAAGUUUUAGUGCAUAGAAGUAGGCAGGUGUGUCUGAGUGAUUUGGUCGGGGAUUCAAGGUAAUUAUUAUACAAAAUAGCACCAUGCAUGCACUUUGAAACAUUGUGGGGGAAAAAAAUCAUUCUAAAUGGGAAAAGUCUAUUAAAAUUUAGUAAAAUGAAUGAUAAAUGCCCGUUUUUUUGUUUUUAACUAAGAAUCUAUUCUAGAUUGUUUAACAUUCCUAUCUAUAGAAAUUCUGGGAGUUACGCAUUUAUUUACAAUAACUUUCAAUUUAAAAAACUCUUUGUUUUGUGAUGGCUUCCAUGUUGGAUUUUGUAUCCAUACACAAUAGCGUAACUUUACGUCCAAAUAAUCAGGUAAUUUACGGCCAAAUGCCCGUUUUGUGGGCAAAAAACCCCUAGUAAUUUAGACAUUUCUGCAGCCAUACAAAAAACAAAUUCGGCUUUUACGUAUUUUAUGUAACAUUUCAAUCUGAAAACAAACAAAAAUGAAUGAAAUGAACAAAAAAACAUUUUUAUAAUGGCGUCAAAACUAUUUUAUGAACAGAUCAUGUGAAUAGCACCUUAGACGGUCAUUUGCUUUGCAUAUAGUUUUCCAAAAAAAAUUAAGGGAGGGCAAUUAUAUUUUUCAAAUGAUUUUUUUUCUUUGAAAAUAUUUUUUUGAUUGGAGCAACUUUUAUGGGAUUGAAUGAUUUAGACAUAAAUGUCCUACCCAUAAUAUAGCCCAAAUACAAAAAGGAUUGCUUCAAUCAAAUAAAACUUUUUCAAUGAAAAAUUAAGUGUUCAAAUGCAAAAUUUUCAAUCUCAAAUAUUUUUUCGCAUUCAAAAACGUUUUCUAUGAUUGAAAUUUUUCUUUUUUGAUUGAAGUGAUUUUUGUUUUUGAAAAUAUAUAUUUUUUGAAGCACCUUAUUUUUUUAUUGAAUAAGACAAAAAUGUCCUUGCCAAAAUGUGGCCCAAACACAAAUCAACAUUACUUCAAUCAAAAAAGUUGUAAUCAAGGAAAAAUAGCUUUCACAUUCAUUCCUUUGAGUUUCAAAUUUAUUUUUGCAUUCACUUUUUUUUUUUUUUUGAUUGAAGCGACUUUUUUUCAUUGAAAAUAUAUAUUUUGAUUGAAACAACUUUUUUUUUUUUAAUUGAAGCAACUUUUUUUGGGAUUGAAUAAAAACGACACAAAUCUACCUCCAUAUGGCUCCGCCCAGGGGAUACAAUUUUUGACUGGGGUAACUACAUUGGCACGACACCGGCGGGCGUACCAUAUUCAAUGGUUGACGAUCUUGGCGAAAAGCAUUGCCUAAGCAGUCUGAUUUAGAAUUCCCCUCAAGAAUGAUGGGAAACAAAAAAGCCUCAUUGUCAACUUAUUAUUAUAAAUAUUCUUGUAAGUUAAUUUUUUUGCUGACACUGCAUUUCGGGGUCAUCAACAUGUUGUGCCCCCACUGCCCAAAAAGUCAAACUCCGCCUUUGGUGCUGAGGCAAUAGUAACUUCGGAAUUCAACCUGAAAAAGUUGUGAUUGUACUUUGGUACCUCGACAUACGAUCGCUUCGACACACGAUCUUUUCGACAUCCGACGUAAAAUUUGACUUUUUAAAAAAAAUCACGCGAUGCACUAAAGCCGCAAAACAUGAAUCCCGAAGUAGCGAGGGAUCACUGUGUGUGUGUGUGUGUGUGUGUGUAUAUAUAUAUAUAUAUAUAUAUAUAUAUAUAAAAUCUAAAUGUCUAAAGCGUGUUGUGAGCCAAUGUCGCCAUUCAAUAAAUAAAAUAUUCUGUAGUCAAUGGAAGGCGUACUUUGAAAUGGCUAUAGAUUGCUCCAUUUUCAAACGACUUGCUUUGUCAGAAACAUCAGAGAUGCAGUAAAUUUACUGCAUACUUAAAGGGAACCUCAGACUUUCAGACUUGUAGGCUCUAAUAAGCUACAAUUUUUCUUUUACUAAAAUAUGUCAUUAGAAACACAUACAAUAUUGCCAUUGAUUUAUUUAGUACAUGUUUUGACCUACAGUGGGCGCCAUGUUUUAUUGACACUCAGGGUAAUGACGUAGAUUGUCACUGUAACUCGACGAAUACUACCGGGUAACUGCAAUUCCCUCAGUGCGGCGAGACGUCAAACACAUCCGCUCAUUGGUUAAAAGCAGCUAGUAUUUACUAUUUGUUUUUAUUGAGUCUUCUGUUACGUUUUCAUUGCUUGAAAAUACUUUUUACAUGUUUCCCUCUCAUAAUUUUAAGCAUUGUGUUUUCUUGUGGUAGCUUUAAAGCAGACUGUUGAUUUGUUGACAUUAGUCACGUAGCUUAUUUAAACCACCCUAAUGUGAUAUUACCAGUGUUGUUAAUCUUACUUUAAAAAGUAAUUAAUUACAGUUACAAAUUAUUUCUCCCAAAAAGUAAUUGAGUUAGUAACUUAGUUACCUGAAUGUGAGAGUAUUUAGUUACUUGGCAAAGUAACUUGUGUUACUUUUUUUUU